This is a messenger RNA of Annulohypoxylon maeteangense, 765 nucleotides long. RefSeq names its product NAD(P)-binding protein. Bases 1 to 765 code for a protein of 254 amino acids. The record is from RefSeq and is a predicted model, not a curated record. The transcript is spliced from 2 exons. Lineage: Eukaryota; Fungi; Ascomycota; Sordariomycetes; Xylariales; Hypoxylaceae.
AUGGCAUCGCCAAACAAGAAAAUCGUCUUCAUAACAGGCGGCAACCAAGGCAUAGGCUACGAAACCGCCAAAAACCUAAUCCUCUCAUCAGAAGACUACCACGUCAUCCUCGGCAGCCGGGACAUCGACAAAGGCACCACCGCCGUAAAAACCCUCCAAGCCCUCCCCGGCGUCAAAGGCAGCGUAUCAACAACCCAAAUCGACGUAACCGACGACACCUCCGUCGACGCCGCAGCAGCACGCAUCAGCGCCUCCCACGGCCACCUCGACAUCCUAAUCAACAACGCAGGCAUAGUCUCCAUGACGCACCCCCCAACCCGCUCAACCCUACGCCGCAUCCUCGAAACCAACGUCGUCGGCGCCCUCAGCGUAACCGAGUCCUUCCUCCCCCUCCUCCGCAAAACCGCGCACCCCCCCUCUCGCCUCAUCUUCGUUAGUUCAAGCACGGGGUCUAUAACCCAUGCCUCGGACCCUAAGUCCCCGUAUUACGGACCGGGCGGCGCGACGGAGUACAGAGCUAGCAAGGCGGCGGUGAAUAUGCUGAUGGCGCAGUACUGUGCGCGGUUGAGGCCGGAGGGGAUUCUGGUUUUCGGCGCGGAUCCCGGGCUCUGCGCGACGAAUCUGACGGGGGAUGCGCAGGCGUUGAGGGCGCGGGGCGCGGUGGAGGCUGAGAGGGGGGGCGAGAGGGUUGCGGUUGUGGUGAGGGGGGAGAGGGAUGAGGGGGUGGGGAGGGUGUUGGGGGAGUAUGGGGUUUCGCCUUGGUGA